CUGCAGAGGCGCUCCUGGCGCGGGUCACCGCUGCUGCUGUGCCCCGUGGCCCGGCAGCGCGGAGCUGUCGGGAGCCCUGGCCAUGGGGCAGCCCCGGCUCUCCGCAGUGUGAGGCGCGAGGCCUCCCGCGGGCUCCCCGACAGGCCGGGGGCGGGCAGGCGGGAGGUGUCGUUCCAGCUGCGGUCGCCGCUGCCGGCCCGGGCUCCCGGCAUCAUGAAUAUAGACGUGGAGUUCCACAUCCGGCACAACUACCCCUGGAGCAAGUUGCCGGCCAACGUGAGGCAGAGUCUUGGAAAUUCACAGAGAGAAUAUGAAAAGCAGGUUGUUCUGUACAGUAUCCGCAAUCAGUUACGAUACAGAAAUAACUUAGUUAAACAUGUCAAGAAAGAUGAGCGCAAAUACUAUGAGGAGCUCCUCAAGUACAGUCGCGAUCAUCUCAUGCUGUACCCUUACCAUCUGUCAGAUAUUAUGGUAAAGGGCCUGAGGAUAACACCCUUUUCAUAUUAUACUGGGAUCAUGGAGGACAUUAUGAACAGUGAGAAAAGUUAUGAUUCGUUGCCCAAUUUUACCGCUGCUGACUGUCUAAGGCUCCUUGGCAUAGGAAGAAACCAGUACAUUGAUCUGAUGAAUCAGUGUCGGUCAUCAAAAAAAUUUUUCAGAAGGAAAACAGCCCGUGAUCUUUUGCCAGUGAAGCCGGUGGAAAUUGCCAUAGAGGCUUGGUGGGUGGUGCAGGCUGGGUAUAUCACAGAAGAUGACAUAAAGAUAUGCACUUUGCCUGAGAAAUGUGCUAUUGAUAAGAUCAUCGAUGCAGGCCCUCAGCUGUCUGGAUCACUAGAUUACAAUGUAGUACAUAGCUUAUAUAACAAAGGAUUUAUUUAUCUGGAUGUACCAAUAUCUGAUGACAGUUGUAUAGCAGUUCCUCCUCUUGAAGGUUUUGUAAUGAAUCGGGUGCAAGGUGAUUAUUUUGAAACUCUACUUUAUAAGAUAUUUGUCUCAAUAGAUGAGCAUACUAAUGUUGCAGAGCUUGCAAAUGUCCUUGAAAUAGACUUAUCUUUGGUUAAGAAUGCCGUUUCAAUGUAUUGCCGAUUGGGCUUUGCCCAUAAGAAGGGACAAGUAAUAAAUUUGGACCAGCUUCAUUCAUCGUGGAAGAAUGUUCCAUCCGUAAACAGAUUAAAGAGUACUUUAGAUCCACAAAAGAUGCUGCUCUCAUGGGAUGGUGGGGAAAGUAGGAGUCCUGUACAAGAAGCUUCAUCGGCUACUGACACAGAUACUAACAGUCAAGAAGAUCCAGCUGACACAGCCAGUGUAAGCAGUUUGAGUUUGUCCACAGGAUAUACAAAGCGUAUUGCUUUUCUCUUUGACUCAACUCUCACUGCCUUUUUAAUGAUGGGAAAUCUUUCACCAAACUUGAAAAGCCAUGCUGUCACAAUGUUCGAAGUUGGCAAACUGUCAGAUGAGUCUCUGGACAGCUUUCUUAUAGAACUAGAAAAGGUUCAGAGCACUGGUGAAGGAGAAGCACAGAGAUAUUUUGAUCAUGCACUUACUCUGAGAAACACAAUAUUGUUUCUGCGUCAUAAUAAAGAUCUAGUUGCACAAACUGCACAGCCAGACCAGCCCAAUUAUGGUUUUCCUCUGGAUCUCUUACGCUGUGAAAGCCUUCUUGGUUUGGACCCUGCAACUUGUAGCAGAGUUCUGAACAAAAAUUACACACUACUCGUCUCCAUGGCUCCUCUCACCAACGAAAUCCGGCCUGUGAGCAGCUGCACCCCUCAGCACAUUGGACCAGCUAUCCCAGAAGUCAGUUCUGUCUGGUUUAAACUAUACAUUUAUUACAUCACCGGGCAAGGACCACCAUCUCUUUUACUGUCCAAAGGUACAAGACUUCGAAAACUGCCAGAUAUAUUCCAGGGUUAUGAUCGAUUACUAAUAACAUCUUGGGGUCAUGACCCAGGGGUAGUCCCUACGUCCAACGUGCUCACGAUGCUGAAUGAUGCUUUAACACAUUCGGCAGUUUUGAUUCAGGGACAUGGUUUGCAUGGGAUAGGAGAAACUGUCCACAUACCUUUUCCAUUUGAUGAAACAGAACUACAAGGAGAGUUCACUCGCGUCAACAUGAGUGUUCAUAAAGCCUUGCAGAUAUUAAGGAACAGAGUGGAUCUGCAGCAUUUUUGUGGCUAUGUCACCGUGUUGAAUGCUUCGAGCCGCCUUGCACGCAGAAAGCUCAGUGACGCUUCUGAUGAGAGAGGAGACCCUGAUUUGGCUUCUGGCUCAGAUGUAAAUGGGAGCACAGAGUCAUUUGAAAUGGUCAUUGAGGAAGCAACUCUAGACUCGGCAACAAAACACAACUCUGCUGCCACAACAGAAGCGGAUUGGGUUCCUCUUGAGCUGUGCUUUGGAAUUCCAUUGUUUAGUUCUGAAUUAAACCGGAAAGUUUGUAGAAAAAUUGCGACACACGGCCUUUGCAGAAAAGAGAGCCUUCAGAACCUCUUACAUUCCAGUAGAAAACUCUCUCUACAAGUCCUUAACUUUGUCCACUCAUUCCAGGAAGGUGCUUCCACACUGGAUGUUCACACAGAGGCCAGCUUUUCCAGUGUGCCUUCACAGUCCUCCUGUGCCGACACGGGAGUUCCGCUUCCUGCAAAGAACUUAAUAUUUAAAGAUGGUGUCUUAUCAGAGUGGAGUGGACGGUCACCUUCCUCACUUCUUGUUGCUAAUCUCCAUUUGCAAUAAUUUCGUUCCACCAUGCAUUGCUCACACUUUCUGCCUUUUUUUUUCUUAACGUAGCUUUAUAGUGCCCGCCACUAAGAAGCACCCUGCUGCUACAGUGCACUUCAUGCUUAACUGAUGUGAAGAGAUUGGGGAACAUGUUCAUGUUUUCUAAAGUUUUCCUCAUUAUUGCACUUCCUAAUGCAACAAAGAGCUUUUUAGCAGCCUGCACCGUAUUUUUUACCUUGAGACAAUCUGCAUUUCUUUUAUAAAACUGAGGAUAUACUUUAUAGGCUUUAUGAUGACUGUUACGUUUAUAAGCAGUCACUAUGAAUAUUGCAGUGGUAAUUUUAUAUGUUAGUUUAUCAAACAUAAAUCUUGUUUAAUUUUAUAUUUUGUUACCUACUCUUUAGGGGAUCACAGGAAGAGGUGGAACUCUUCCCCUGAAAAGGCUUCUUGGUACUUAAAAGUAGCAAAACUAUAAAACAAUAAACAUCCAGUUUUGAGAGAUGAUAUGAUGGGGCAUUAAGAAUUUCUGUGGAUGUCUGUAAAUUAUGUAUAUGAGUUGAACAUUGUUGAAGGUAUGUAAAUCAGCAUAGUUAUGUAUAACUUAACCUUGAUUUAUAAGGUCUUAACUCAGACUCUGACUAUACAUUGACAUCUCAUGAGAAGCUUUGGAAAACAUUCUAUUUUUAAACAACAUUUAUAUGUGGACUUCUGUCGUCACUCACUUUGGGCUUUAUAUUUUCAUAGAGUCUUUAUGGAAAAAUAGAAUUUGUUUUCCACUGUUGUAACUGUGGCUGCUGCACGUUUUUACCCACAUUUAUUUUUUGUUUAGUAGCUUUACCAAUGAAUUGUUAUGAAAUCGAAUUUGGUGUUUAAAAACCAAGGAUUGUGAUUUUAGGUUAGAAUUACAUAUUUAGAGGCAUUAAGGCUAUAUGUCUUCUGAUCAAAACACUUGGUGAUAAACCUACUUUGAAGACAUUCUUAGGCAAUCUGGACCUUAAAUUUAUGUGAAUAGUUUUGGAGGGACUGAUAAAGAAAAAUUGAGCAAUUUCAAAAUGUUUCUCGACUCAUUAAUUCUUUUAGAUCUCAAAUGUUAAUUAGAAUAAUUGGAAUCACUUUCUAGAUUUUUUAAGUUACCUUCCUUGGGAGGUUUGUGCAGUGUUCUAGUUUAGUGUAGCUCUUCUCAUAGGAUAACGGUUUGCUUGUUUAAAACUGUAACCAAACUAACUGGUCAAACAACAUAUAUCUAAAAACACUUAAAGCAUUAGAAAAUUUGGGAAUGUUAUAACCUAAACAUUUUUGCUGAUAAUUUUUGGUCAUUUAUAGAACUGAUAUUUGUGUAUUUAACAUACUUCUGGAAAUAUAUGCCUUUCUUAAAACUGUUAACAUAACCAUGCAUUCAAUACCAUGGCCUACCUAUAGAAUCGAAUAUCUUGGAGCAGGUUACCUGUGGCACACGGUCAGUGCUGUGUUUGGGGUAAGUGCAGUAACGUUUAGUUUUCUACUUUGUCUUAUAUGAGGUAGAAAUCAAGUGUAUGUUAUAAAUGUUUGUCUAUAAAAGGAAAAAUACAUACUAAUAUUAAAAUAAUUUCUUAUGACUGUGAAUCACUCAUUUAUUUUUCCAAUAAUUGAUAUUGUACAUUCCUAGUGCUAUUAGGUAUGUAUGUAACUUACAGUUUUUCAACUGAAAGUUGUAAGUAUUUCAUUUGAUCAGGGCUCUUUAAUCUCAUUUUCAUUUGCUUUGUUUAUAUUAACUGUAGUUAUUUUAUUUAUUCCUGUAUUAACAAUCUAAGCCUACUGUAAUGACAUGUACACUAAUAAAGAAUCGAAUAAUUUGUAGUUGUUGGCAGUGAACCCAGUUGGUGGUUAAUUGAAAACUUAAAAUAUGGGAGUGAUUUGCUGCUAUAUUACCUUUGAGAGAAUAGAGGAAGAAAUAGAACCUAACAGUGAUCAUGAAUUUUAGGGAAAAUACUGGAAAACAUGUGGACAACUCUGAUUUCUCCGGUGAAUGGAGAAAGUUCUGAUUCCCAGCUGGAAACCUCUCAUAUGUUUAAGGAGGGAGAAUCUGCUUUGUAGAGCUGUUAGUAAAAUGUGAAAGCUGCUUUUGUGCUUUGCUUUAUGAACUUGGCUUUGUUUCAUUCAUAUGUUAACUCACGUAAAGAUGUAUCUCCUAAAUCUUACAAGUUUUGAUCCAGUUCAGCAACAUGUUAAAUUUUAAAUACAGACUUUAUUAUUUGCCAAAGAAGACUUAAGAAAGAAUUCUAAAGUAAUUUCAUUUGGCUUUGUGCUACCUCCCCAUUCGAUUCCCCCCUUAAUGUAGCUUAAACCAUGGGAAACGUUCUUUAGAAACCAAGAGAAAACGAAGUCACAGAGGACAUAGAGUUUAGCAUGGUCCAGAUUAACCUCUCAGGUGGGUCUAAAGAAAUACAACUUUAUGUCAUUUACAAACAUACCAGGUUUUCUUGAUUCCUUUCUUUCUUUCAUUUUAAGUAUGUAAUCAGAUGAUUUUGUAUUUGUUUUUUGGGGGGCAAUAUCACUUUUCUUUUACUUGAUGUAUUCAAUAUUCUCUGCCAUUCAUGUUUCUAUUUUAUGUUCAGUGUUUCAAAUACAGUUUGUAUUUAUAGAUCUUGAAGUACCAAAACUGUAAGUGAGUACAGUGGACUGUUUUCUGGUAUGAUGUUAAUAUUAUACAACAAAAUGUAUAAAGUGUUGUCAAUUUGAUUAUUGACACCUUAUAAUAUGUUUACAAUAAACUGUGGUGUUGAUCAAAUUACUGUGGACAUGUGUAUAUAAUCUGUAAGUCCCUUUCUCAGUAUUAAAUACAGCACCUCAAUACUAAAUGCUUUCAGUGCUGUGGCUUUCCUACGUGUUUUUUUAAUGACCUUUUUACUUUAGAAUAAUUUCAGAUUUAUAGGAAAGUUGCAGAGAGUCCAGAGAUGUUUCUUCUACCCUUCCCCACGCUUCCCUUAAAGUUAACACCUUGUGUAAACUAUGGCAUUUAUUUGUCAAAAUUCAGAAAUUAACCUUGGGACAGUUCUGUUAACUAUGUCUACUACGGACUUUAUUUGGUUUCUGUUUUCCACUAAUGUCUUUCUGCUGUUCUAGGAGCAGUCCAGGACACCACACUGCAUUCAUUUAUUUAGUCGUUAAUGCCUCCUUUGUCUCUUCCAGUCUGUGACAGUUAGUCUUUCAAGACCUUGACACUGUGAACAGUACUGAUUGGUUAUUUUGUACAGUGAUCCUUAAUGUGGGUUUGUCGGACGUUUUCUUGUGAGUAGAUUUGAGGUUAUGCUUUAUCAGGAAGGAGAGCACAGAGUUGAUGUGCCCUUCUACACUGUAUAAUAUCAAGUACAUGAUGUUAGUAGGUAUUACCGGUGAUAGUCCUUCAUUGGCUAGGUUGGUGCCCACUAGGUCUUUCGACUGUAUUUUUUCACUUUCUGUACUUUUUUUUCCUUUGGAAGUGAAUUACUAAAUCUAGCCCACAGUCAAGAGGAGGGGACAGUGUAUAUAUUAUUUAGCAUUUUUCUUAAAGAAAAUUUGUUCCUCUUUCCUAUUCAUUUGAUACUUUGUAUUAAUAUGUGAUUGUGGCAGUUUAUUUUCUGCUUUAGAUUAAAAUCUAAUACCGUUGUAA
Molecule: messenger RNA, 6343 nt
Organism: Lynx canadensis (Canada lynx)
Lineage: Eukaryota; Metazoa; Chordata; Mammalia; Carnivora; Felidae
Gene: FAM91A1
Product: family with sequence similarity 91 member A1
Exons: 24
Coding region: 214-2730 (838 amino acids)
Biological process (GO): intracellular protein transport
Cellular component (GO): trans-Golgi network; cytoplasmic vesicle
Source: RefSeq, a predicted model, not a curated record